Hylaeus anthracinus is the source of this 6734-nucleotide messenger RNA. RefSeq lists its product as uncharacterized. Gene Ontology annotation, molecular function: copper ion binding; oxidoreductase activity. Gene Ontology annotation, biological process: iron ion transport. NCBI's taxonomy places the organism in Eukaryota, Metazoa, Arthropoda, Insecta, Hymenoptera, Colletidae. The transcript has 10 exons. The coding region runs from base 275 to 2497 and encodes 740 amino acids. The record is from RefSeq and is a predicted model, not a curated record. Gene Ontology annotation, cellular component: plasma membrane.
UAAGACCGAACACGCGUGCCUUCGACGGAUUUUCGGGAUUGGAACAGUGACCUCGCGACGGGCACACGUUUUCCUCGUCGUGGUCACUGAUCGGUGGUGGUAGUUCUCUCCCAGGGGAUACUGGCGACGGUGUGAAACCCAACGAGAGAGAAGUGACAGUCCAGAUAGAGCGGCGGGCACAAAGAACGUCUCAGUCGGCGCUGAGCCAUUGCCUCAGCAAGUCUCACCAACAAGUUGGAGAUCUAGUUCCGAGAGUUGAGCCCCGUGUUCGACCAUGGAACUCCACGGAGGACGCGCGUUGAUCGUCCUCGCGACCAUCAUCGUGUCCACGGGCAUCGAAGCCAUACGCGUCACGCAGACCGCCGGCAGGAGGAACGAUGCAGUAGUCGACCAGACACCAGCGUCUUCUUUCUGGACUCCCACUCUCAAGACGGGGAACGUGUUCACCGACGACACGAACUUUUUCCCCUCGAGCCACGGCCUGGUUCAAACCCAUCCGAAUGCUAAUGUAUUCCGAAGCGGUUUCGGUGGGAUUGAUAACCUAGGCAGCAGAGGAGCGACUGUCAGACCACCGAGAAUGAGACCUCUGGAUUACAGCGAACGUGCCACCGCCGAAUUGCGACGAAAUCCUGCGCUUUCGUCGCCAGACGAGUGCGCCAGGGCCUGUCGCGAGAACGAACCUCCAAGGAUAUGCUACUAUCACUUCACUCUUGAAUAUUACACCGUGCUCGGAGCAGCCUGCCAAAUCUGCACCCCCAAUGCAACGAACGUCGUCUGGAGCGACUGUCAGUGUGUCUUGGCUGACGGUGUGGAAAGAGGUAUCCUGACAGUGAACAGAAUGGUUCCAGGACCUAGCAUUCAAGUCUGCCAGGGUGACAAGGUCGUGAUCGAUGUCGAGAACCACAUCGAGGGAAUGGAAGUAACCCUCCACUGGCACGGUAUCUGGCAAAGAGGAAGCCAGUACUACGACGGUGUGCCAUUUGUCACGCAGUGUCCCAUUCAAGAGGGUAGCACGUUCAGGUAUCAAUGGAUGGCUUCAAACGAAGGCACACAUUUCUGGCACGCUCACACCGGUCUGCAGAAAAUAGACGGUCUUUAUGGUAGCAUCGUAGUACGUCAACCGCCUAGCAAGGACCCUAACAGCCAUCUUUACGACUACGACUUGACUACUCACGUCGUUCUGCUCAGCGAUUGGUUCCACGAGGUUGCGGCCGAACGUUUCCCUGGUCGUCUCGCUGUUAACACCGGACAGGCACCUGAAAGUGUCUUGAUCAACGGAAAAGGACAAUUUAGGGAUCCCAACACCGGUUUCAUGACGAACACACCUCUGGAGGUCUUCACCAUAACUCCCGGUCGUCGUUAUCGUUUUCGAAUGAUCAAUUCUUUCGGAUCGGUCUGUCCAGCUCAGAUUACAAUCGAAAGUCACACUCUAACCCUGAUCGCCACGGACGGCGAGGUGGUGCAGCCAGUCAACGUGGACACCAUCAUCUCGUUCUCCGGCGAACGAUACGACUUCGUUAUAAACGCGGAUCAACAGGUCGGAGCGUAUUGGAUUCAAGUCCGCGCGCUCGGCGAGUGCGGUAUUCCCCGUGCGCAACAGUUAGCCAUAGUGCGUUACGCCCGCGGCCCGUACCAACCGGCUACCACGCCGCCAACUUACGACUUCGGACUUCCCCAGGGCGUCGUCUUGAAUCCUCUGGACGCCAUAUGCGGCCGUCCUCGAGAGGACGCCGUUUGCGUGAACCAGUUGAAGAAUGCCCGCCAGGUCGACCAAGGACUUCUCCAGCAGCGUCCAGACGUGAAAAUAUUCCUGCCAUUCCGUUUCCUGUUCUACAGGCCAGAAGAAGUCUUCCAGCCGCAGACGUAUAAUCGAUUCUUGGUGGCACCGACCGGAGAUCACGUAAUUUCUCUCGUCGAUGAAAUCUCGUUCACGUUUCCGCCGGCGCCUCCGCUUUCGCAAAUCGACGACAUCCCGCCUGAACAGUUCUGCAACGGGGACAACAGGCCUGCCGACUGCGGUGCCAAUUGCAUGUGCACCCACCAGGUUGAUAUCCCGCACAACGCGGUCGUCGAAGUGGUCCUCGUCGACGAAGUACAACAACCGAAUUUGUCACAUCCCUUCCAUUUGCACGGCUACGCGUUCAACGUGAUCGGUAUCGGUCGCUCGCCCGACAAGAACGUGAAGAAGAUUAAUCUAAAGCACGCGCUGGAUCUGGAUAAGAGGGGUCUCCUCAAUCGACAGUUCAAUUUGCCACCCGGCAAGGACACCAUCGCCGUUCCGAACAACGGCUACGUAAUUUUCCGAUUCCGCGCAGACAAUCCAGGAUACUGGCUGUUCCACUGUCACUUCCUCUUCCACAUACUCGUCGGUAUGAACUUGAUCCUGCACGUGGGUACGCACGCGGAUCUGCCACCAGUGCCACCAAACUUCCCCAGAUGCGGGGACCACUUGCCCCCCAUCACGCCGCCGUCGCUGUCGUUGGACUCGUUUCACUGAUCGUUCCUAGAUGGAUGCUCAGCGAUCGAAGGCAGUCCAAAGCAUACACGAUGUUUUUAGCGUAUUCCUGUAAAUUAGUCAGUAUGCUGUGUAGCGAAUCGUCGUAGAGCGUUUACACGAAAAUGAGACCUAGCCGUGGUCCCCAAAAUGUGCAAUGCGCAAACGAAAAGGUAAACAAGUCAGGCGAAAAGAAGUUGGGAGAGUAGACGCCGUUUUUUGGCGUAGCAACGACGGUCGUUCCGCAGACGGCGACGACCACGUAUUGCCAAGAGUCGAUAUUUAUUAUGUCCUGGAUCAACUCUAUUCCGAUCAGAAGACUUCGACUAGUCUCCGCGAGACUUGACGAGGGUUUGGACGCGCGAAUGUUACUAACCAUUGUAACUCUGUACAUAAUGUAGAAAUAGUCGUUUAAUGAGACAAUAACGUGGAAGCAUUGUUGGGGUGUAGGCAGAGAUGGGCUGAAUUUUCUUCGAUUAAUAGACGAACAGGGACUAGCAUGGAAAUUUCAUUCAUUGAGUCUACUAGUUAUCCAAAAAUCAUUUGAAUUUUAUUCCUUCUAUUUGUUUUUAAGAAUUGCAAUCGAUCGCUGUUAGGGGUUGUUUGAUCCCGCAAAAUAAAUAUUAAGUUGUUUUUAAAGUCUAACGCGUGGGGUACAGUUUGAUCGUAUAAUCGAGAUUGUAACGUGAACGAGUCACGAGUUGUUUAUUUUUAUCCGAAACAAUGUACCUAGACGAGAAUUCUGUCCAUCUCUGGGUAAAAGUAGCGCUCAAGGAGGAAUCUGCGAGACAAUACACGCCAAGAGACCUUUCACUGGUGAGUUGGUCGAUCGGCGAUCAUUAGGGAAACGCUGUUUAAGGAAACUCGAUCCGUUCGAUCCAGAUGAUCGCGGCUGGUCCCUGAAACGAGACAGCGCGAUAUAAGCAAGAAGCUUCGCUGGAUCGCGUCCAGGUUCCUAAAGUGGCCGUAGUUAGGGAGGAAAUUCGUGCCCGUAACUGGUGCACGCGGCUUUCGUUCUUGUCCUUGUCAGCCUUUUUCAAGUAGUUCAAUUAGGGUAACCGUAGCCAUUGCCUAAUAAGUGUAAAGUGGAAUAAAAAAAUGAGGAAAAAUGCAAAAAAUAUCCGUAGAAUUUAGCGUCAAGGAAGACAGGAGAAGCCUCAGUGGCGCGACCGGAAAGGAGCUCCUUACAGAAUUUAAAAAUUAUUGUGUAAUAGUUAUCUAACAUUCAUGGAAAAGUGUCUCCCUGUCUUCUCUAUUUGAAAUUUCUGAUCGCGUCACUGCGAGGCGUCAAAAAGAUUGCUACAGCCUGUAAAAAAUGUUCCGAUUCUGAGCUCUUACCGAGGCUGUACAAUCAGUUUGUCGAUCCAUUCGCUAUUUACCCCCUUGAGUUCGAAGUCAUGAUGUUAGGCUCGCGUUAACACGUCUUAAAGUACCCACACAGUCUAUGAACAAUCUAGAAACACACACCCUACUAACCUUCUCAUUUGUCGAAAUAUUGGGUUGUCUAGAAAGUUCGUGCCAAUUUUUAAGAAAAAUUCAAAGACGUUUGAAUUUUGAUAUAAAUUUAUUGUAUUACACAACCUUUCCACCUUUUAACACCUUGAUUGCCAAACAAAUAUUCUUGACAAUUUCUGCAAGAAUUGAAUAUUAUUUAGAUUAUUGGAGACUACAUAAUCAAACAUUUAUCGUGGUAUUUAUUUUUGUAACUUCAUCAAAAUUCAUGAAUUUUAUUUAAAUUCCUUUGUUGCUCAACUUUCAGAAUUAUUUCUUUGCGUGCUUCAAGUUUGUACACUUGUUAUUUGUUUUCAACCAUUUCGAUAUAUUCAGACCUGUACGACCUACCUAAAAUCGGCAUGGACUUUCCAGACAAACCAAUACUUUCUACCAUACGCCAAGCUGGGAAAAUAUUCAAAAAAAGUCCUUCACCCUCUAACACCGUACAUGAGCCUAAUCAUCAUAAUUUGCUCGAACUAGGCGUCGAAUUGAUGCUGGAACGAUCAUUCCGCGCGUCUUACGUGCGCAACCUUUUCCAAUCGAAGGGCGGGCGUCGCGUCGUCGAGCGUCGCGUCGCGCCGUGUAUAGUUGUACGUUUAUUCAUGGUGCCUCCGUUUCCUUUAUCGCGGAUAGAGAAUACAUCUUACAGUUACUCGCAACUCACAAUUAACGCUUUAGUGCUCGUCCGCUCGUCGAUCGUGGCGCUGCGCAGGUGCAAUUGCACGGGUGCACGUGCGCCUCGUCACGAACCGCACUUUGUAGAUAAAGCCCUCUGGUUCGUUUCGCUGAAUACACACGACGGAACCAUUAAAACACGAAAUACUCGAUCGCGACGACCCGCGCAGCCAUCGAGCACAAGAACUAACGAGCAAACGUUUCACCAUUUAAUUGUCACCGAAGUUGGGCAAAAUUUCAUUCGAUCAAGUACUACGAUAAGCUUUCGUUCGUUCAAUGUGAGACACCAUUUCCAUAAUUGAAUCUUUGGGUUCUAUUCAGUCAAUAGCGACUAAAACAUUCUAAUUCAGAUUCAAUCUACUACAGAACGAAUGAACGCCCCAGAAUCUCACCUGACUAACUCUUGUACAUACUUUAAUAGUAAUCACUUUAAAAAAUCAAACAAUUUACACUAAAUUAAAUUUCACAGAGUGUAUCAGCUCCGUCAUCAAGCCAACAUACAAAACGUUUAAUUCGUAUCAGAAUUUUGCCCAUCUCGGAUUUGAACACGUCUCAGUUCCAUCACUAUUCGUCACGUGGAAUGAAACGUUUCUAUUGUUGCACGGUUCGCUUCGAAACCCGCUCCGCAAUUUAUUUCGCGUAACCUGCGAGGCGAGACAGGAAUCCGUUCGACAGCCAGGAACGUUCUCCCCUAUGCCGUCGAAGAUGAACCUUUAAUUGUCGGUUAGGCGAGAUUUUGGUGGAUGAUUUCGAGGAUUGUUGAGAGUCUGCAUGUUAAUUGGACAGGCUCGAAGGGUGGGUUAUCUGGAACGUUGAGGUACGUUCUCGUUGGGAGUAGCUGUCGCAGUAGAACGUACCUGUCGUUAGUCAGACGUUCCUCUAAAAUCGAUCGAUAUUUAAUUUUUAAGAAUUUGCUCGCUCGAACGACGAACAUUAAAUCGUCAACUGCGCCAACGUUCGAUUUAACCGAUGUCCUUUAACAUCCCUUCAUUAUGCAUAACAUGGUUGUAAAUCUACGUUCGUUUUUUCUUAAUUUAUUUAAUUAUCUUUGAUAAAGAUGUACAGACGUGCCUUUUAGUAUACCCGUACCGCGAGAAAUUCAUUGUACGAGCGAUCGUUCGUCGAACUUUAUCGGAUAUUCGUCUACUGGUUCCGUUUCUUGAACGUUUUUAUCGUCGGUACAACGAGAAAACUUGCUCGUACACGAUCCGACUGUUCGUUGUUGGAAUUCGAACAUCUUUUGUAUACUUAUUUAUGUAACGAAACGCUUAAGAGUUUCAACAGUUAUUAUGUGCACAUGAGGAUGAGUUUUCGUGUUUUUGUACAGGUAGUAUUUAAGCGAGUAAUUCGCGUAUACUCCGUUAUCAGAUAAAAAUGUACAUUUAAUAAUAAAUUUGUUUUUAGAAGCUCGACUAUCUUUUCAGUUCUGAUUAAAAUGAUCUGCCUUUCCCGGUAUCUUAGUAAAAUUAUUUAUAUGUAUCCCACAUAUAUAAAAAAUUAUCACAUUUAUUAAUUUAUUUCACACAUCAUUUAUCCUACUAGUAUCAGAAGUGAAUCCCAAAAAUUUAAUAAGUUGAUUUAUAUUUCAAUAACAGAGAAGGAAUCUUAAAAUUUUUAAACAAAUUUACUUCUUAAUAUUGUCAAGUUUUAGCGUCUUGGAACGAGUUAUCUUGAAACGUAGUUCGUGUUUUUAAUUAUAGUUUGCCGCGUUGCAGCCUUGCAUACAUAAGUCAGCCUUGGUAAAGUAUUCAGCACAACGAGACGAACGAUACGCGUGUCUCCUUACGUGAUACAACGUAUUCAUGAAUGUUGCGUACCGUCAGGGCCGCAUACUUUUACUCACAAUUUGAUCCCACUAACAAGUGGAGAUUUAAUUAUUCAAUAACAGUCCAACUAAUUUUUCUAUUAGAGCAAACAGAACGUAAUGUCGUCUUUGCGAAUGUCAAUACUAGUUUAUCAUUUAUCAGCUCACUCUCUAGCAAUUAAUUUUUAUCGAUCUGGCAUUAAAAACUUGUGCACUAAACAGCAAAAGGUUGUUGGUAACGAGGGCGAUUACAGAAUUGAUUAAAAG